AUGUCGAGCAAACGAUUACGUGCUGAAGAUAUCGAAGAUUUCUUGGGUAUACCAUCAGGGAGUGAAGAUGGCGACGACUUUUCUGAAGCCGAAAGUGAUGAAAACAUAAAAUUCAGUCUACCGUCAAUUUUUUUCUCUGAAUCCCUUACCGAUAUAGAAACAUCACCGCAGAGAUAUCUCCGUUUGUCUCCCACUAACGAAGAUGUUUAUUUAUCGAGCGAGCAGCAAAUAAACACUCAAACUAGUACUUCAGGCGUGACUUCAGCGAGAACUACAGGUGAUAAUCACGUGAAAAGAGGCGAUCAUCGACUUCCAUUAGUAUUGCUUUUGCUAACAGAACUAGACAACAUAGCUCUGCAUCUGUCAUCUAGAGAACGAAAAGGAAGUUUAUUUGGAAAAUUCACCACAUUCACAGUUUACUGGAAACAUAAGCUUAUAGUCACCAAUUAUAGAAUUUGA
Molecule: messenger RNA, 459 nt
Organism: Parnassius apollo (apollo)
Lineage: Eukaryota; Metazoa; Arthropoda; Insecta; Lepidoptera; Papilionidae
Source: the annotation of a GenBank genome assembly